Vitrella brassicaformis is the source of this 3098-nucleotide messenger RNA. The record is from the annotation of a GenBank genome assembly. Lineage: Eukaryota; Vitrellaceae.
CAUUGACUGAUUGACAUCUCCAUGGAUGACUUUCUGCUGAGUCUGCCUGUCCGUCAGUGUCAUUGUCCCAUGUCCAUCAACAAACAUUGUACACACACACAUAUACAGACAUACACACACACAGGCAUGCAUUUCCAUUCUCUACAUCGACCGACCAGUGGCACACGCACUCCACUCCCGCGCUGUCUGUCUCUUGUUUCAGUCAAUUCCAGGUGCCAUUUGGGGGGAGUCUUGGUGACGGAGGCACGCUGGGCGGUCGGGACGUGACUGCACCCGCCUCCACACCCUCAAACUGAAUCUCAUACAGCACGUCCUGUGCAGCACACCGUACACAGGGAGGAAGGAAUUGUUUCCAGAGGAGCCGUGCUUGGUGUGUGUGGUCAAUCUCACCCGGCCGGCCCACCCACCUGCAUUUUGAGUUUCGCCGACCUGACGGAGAUGUAUGAGUCCUUCGGCUGGACCAGUUUGCCCCUGACCCACUUUUUGAAGUACACUCGGUAUGACGGGUGCGACUGGUGCAGCACCUCCACUUGAGCUGACGUGACAUGACCGCACCCAACCCCAGACAGAGACAGAGACACGCACAUGCACUUAUGGUCAUCUUUCGACGCGCGCAUGUCUUACUUUUCGGCUCAUACUGGUUCCAGAUUCUGAUGUAAACAUCGGUGUGCUGGACCGAGUACAUGAAGGCCAGGUGGUCCAUCUGUGUCUGCCCCACGAGGUACCCGUGAGGCUCUUCCCACACGGAUGGCGCCAGGCAGUGCAGAUCGGACAGGAGCCUGUUCCGACGGUCACCGUGGCCAUACUCAACCUUCUCUACUUCGGAAGCAAACCGAUGCGCGCACUCCAGCAGCUCACUGGGCAGCGAACAAGCAGACGCAGAGAAACAGAGAGAGAGAGAGACAUAAAGGGAGGCGCCAGUGAGUGCAGACAGCACCGACCGGCAUGUGCUCUUGGAGAAGGUGCCAUUGUUGGUGGCCGGCUGCUGCUGGGAUGAGUUUUGCUGCUCAUCGUCCUUGCCCUCGUCGAUAUUGUGGUGUGAGAAGAGGCCGCCGAGCCAGACGCCGAAGCGCCCCACUGCAUCGCCCACGUCGGUGACUGAGCUGGUGGGACUGCCGGCCGUCUUGCGCUUCUCGCGGGCGGCGUCCUGCAUCAGCUGCGUGAACAACAGGCUGCAGACAGACAGAGAGGAGGGCAACAUAAACAAGGAAGGACACAUUCGCACCGCAUCCACAGGUGCCCAGCCCAUAUGUGAGGGCUCCACCUGCUGGUCCAAUUGCCGAGUUCCAUCAUGAUGGAGCCUGCAGUGUCGAUCCUCUGGGACUUCAGCUCGAUCCAUAUCCUGCCUGCAGUAAGACACAGAGAGAAGGGGCGGACAAUGUCAAUGGCCGGCCCGCCGACAGUCAGACAACCACAUGGGUGGGCGCACCGCGCACCAGUUUUGACUUCUAUAGAUGUGACGCCCUGUCUUGUGCUCGGGUGGAAGGAGAACGUCUUGGUCUUGAGCGCCUCCUUCAUCAGCUUCCUCAAAUCCAGACUUAUUCUUUCCCUCAAGGCCCUCUCCCCCUCCCCAGCCGCCGGAUGGCCCGACACACUCAUCAUCAUCAGCAAAAUCUCCACAAACCUCCGCGUCACUUCCGCGUCGACCGACGGAUGCACGAGGGCGUAUGCGUGCUGCGCGGUGAAGUUAUCCCUCUCCAGUGCGAACAGGACGUCCUCCGGCACUCCUGGCAGCGGCUCCUGCUUGGGCGGCACCACAAUGCUCGGCGCAGGGAGGGGAGGUUUGGGGGGCCGGGGAGGGAGGGGGUGAGCUGAUGCCGGCCGAGAUACAGAGGCAGCGACGGCCGGCUGGACGGCUUCGGCGUCCAAGAACCCCUGGGAGAGAGACAUGAGCGGAGGAAUCGUCACCCCGAUCGGCCUGUCGGCCUCUCGCGAUUCGCCCUGAACAGUUAUUGUUGGCAUCUCUGGCGAUGCAAAGCCGCUGGCACCAUAAUAGGGCGCGAAAGCUGGCGGGGCGCCGCCGGCGGCCGGUGGAGGGGGUGGGGUCUUCUGCAGCUGUCUUUGCAGCGCAAAGAUGGUGCGGUGGUGCUUCUCAUUGAUGUACAGCACACAGGCCAGCAGAAGGAAAACGAAGACCACCAGAAUCGCCCACUCCUGCGCAACAACACCUAAUUCUCCUCACAGAGUCUCCUGCCUGCCUGCCUGCCUGUGUGUAGAUGUAUACUCGUGUCUCACCAGCCAGAAGUUCCAGUCACUCAGCUGCGUGGGCCCUGUGGAGCCCUCCAAGAGGGCGACAAAGAGGAACCCCGGCAGGCUGGCCAGGAGAGGCACAUAGAAGGCUACGCCAUAGAAGGACGCCAGGAUGCCGAUAUAGAUAAGAAAGAAAGGCAGCAGCGUGCUCGAGUGGGGGAUGAGCGGCACGCCGUCAAAAUUGCAAUCGACCUCCACUGUCCUUUCCACGGGCGCAGUCGCGAGACACGUCACAGUCUCUCUGCAGAAGUCAUCGUGCUUUAGGCCGAGCAUCAGCGCCACCAGCCUGUCGCAAGAUAUGGGCCACACGAUGAGAAGAGCGCAGAAGUACGGCAGCAUCGGCACCCGCUCGAGCGCCUUUGGCGGAAGAAUGGGAUAGAUGCCGCCCAGAAUGACAAGGAAAGCCUGAACGCCGAUCUGAAUGCCGAACAGGGUGUCUCCCAGAUUGUCGGUGUCCUCCUCUUUGUUGCCGUAUAGCAUCCAUGACCGCAUAAUGAACAAGCCCAUCUGCACAAACAGUGCGGCCACGCCGAUGCGGAAGGCCCGCGUCGAGGGGUCCAACCGCGCCCUCUGCUCCCUCCAGAAAGCCUUCUCGAGCUCCUUGUCCUCGAACCGCAUCAGAAACAACUGCUUGGGCAUCAUGGCAGCCAACGCAGUACUCGUCGUCUCUGCCGGUUUGGCUGCGGCCUCCAGGUCAAUGCCGUCUGGUGGCGGGGCAGUGGGCGUCUGCUGGGGAGAGCUGCUGAAUGGGUUCGCCAUGACGCAGCCCUUACGAUAACCGGAGUACGUGCUGCGGCAGGUGAACGCCGCAGCCAAACGAGGACGAGACCCAGUGCAGUGCCAUCUUG